Nelumbo nucifera (sacred lotus) is the source of this 1014-nucleotide messenger RNA. RefSeq lists its product as uncharacterized. The record is from RefSeq and is a predicted model, not a curated record. NCBI's taxonomy places the organism in Eukaryota, Viridiplantae, Streptophyta, Magnoliopsida, Proteales, Nelumbonaceae.
UGUUCUUGUAUCUUGAGAAAAAUGAAAACACAGAACAGAUCUUCCGCCGGUGACGCCUCGAGGGGGUCCCACAUGGAGCGGAUGGGGCCAUUCUCUUUUCCCACGCCGUUGGAGGAGCUCACUCAGCGGUCUGAUAAGAUCUUCUGCCCCCAAUGGGAGGUCUACAAGGGGGACUCGAUUCGCAACACGACAGUUGGCCCAGCGUUGGUAAGCCGGUCCCUGCUGUCUCUGGAUCGCUUCCAGAUGUUGGGGAUGGCCCCUGACAAGUUGUAUGACCAAGGGUUGCAGAGGUUGGCCGAGGUCUAGCUUCAUUUUGUUGGUCUAGGGGAUCGGUUGAAGCUGGCCUUGGCCAAUAUGGAUAAGUUGGAGGCUGAGAAUGACAAGCUUCAACAGACUGUCGCCAACACCGUGGAGAAGCGCUAUGUGAUGCAACGGUUCUUUGCUAACGAACAUAAGUUCCGCAAGGAGGCCGAGGAGAACCUGAAGAAGACACAAGAUCUUCUUGCCAAGGAGCAGAUUGAGAGGGCUCGGGUUGAGAGCCUCGUCUCUGAGGCCGAGCGGCGUCUCCGUCAAGCCAAGGAGGGCAUCUCUGAGGUGAACAGGCGGGCAGCUGAGGCAGAGCGGAGGGCCGAGGAAGCAGCUAAGAAGGCUGUUGAGGCCGAGCAGAAGACGGCUGGUGCCAAGAAGAGGGCCCAGGAAGCAGAGAAGCGAGCUAGUGAGCUGGCUGAUGUCGCUUCCGGGGCUUAUUUGGACGGGAUGGAAGCAGCUAAGAAGGCUGUUGAGGCCGAGCAGAAGACGGCUGGUGCCAAGAAGAGGGCCCAGGAAGCAGAGAAGCGAGCUAGUAAGCUGGCCGACGUCACUUCCGGGGCUUAUUUGGACGGGAUCGAGGACACCAAGAAGGCACUCCUUGCGGUGCUUCCGGACUUCGAUGCUAAAUGUCUGAAAGUGAUUCCCAAUACUCCCGAAGAGGCUACCGACUUUGCACUUCCUCCUCCAGCUGGUCGUGAGGCUUAA